Rattus norvegicus (Norway rat) is the source of this 2023-nucleotide messenger RNA. It is a transcript of the gene Mrgprb2, whose product is annotated as MAS-related GPR, member B2. The record is from RefSeq and is marked validated. Lineage: Eukaryota; Metazoa; Chordata; Mammalia; Rodentia; Muridae. Gene Ontology annotation, biological process: signal transduction; G protein-coupled receptor signaling pathway. The transcript has a single exon. Gene Ontology annotation, cellular component: membrane; plasma membrane. Gene Ontology annotation, molecular function: G protein-coupled receptor activity; transmembrane signaling receptor activity. The coding region runs from base 1 to 939 and encodes 312 amino acids.
AUGGAUAUAAACAUCUCAACUCUGGAUAUUGACAUCAUAGAACUGAACGGAAGCAACUACACUAAUACUGAGAUAUGUUUUGUCAAGAUCCAAGUCAUGAGUUUACUUUCCCUCAUCAUUUGCCCUGUUGGGAUGGUGCUAAAUGCCAUAGUGCUGUGGUUCCUGGGCUUCCAGAUGACCAGGAAUGCCUUCUCUGUCUAUAUCCUCAACCUGGCUGGGGCUGACUUUUUCUUCCUGUACUCUCAGUUUUUAUUUUACAUUCUUGCUAUCAUUUCCUACAAGUACUCCAUUUCUUUCCGGAUCCCUUUCCUUUUUGAAGUGUUGGCAAAAGUUGCUUAUCUUUCUGGCCUGAGCAUUCUUAGCACCAUCAGCAUUGAACGCUGCCUGUGUAUCAUGUGGCCCAUCUGGUAUCGCUGCCAACGACCAAGACACACAUCAUCGGUCACCUGUUUCUUGCUUUGGACUUUGUCCUUGUUGUUUGCUCUUCUGGAGGGGGCAGAAUGUGGCUUGCUGUUUAACAGUUUUGACCAGUCUCGGUGUUUGAGAUUUGAUUUAAUCUUUUGCGCAUGGUCAAUUGUUUUAUUUGUGGUUCUCUGUGGGUCCAGCCUCAUCCUACUUAUCAGGAUCUUCUGUGGCUCCCAGCGGAUACCUGUGACCAGACUGUAUGUGACCAUUGUACUCACAGUGCUAUUCUUCCUGAUCUGCUGUCUUCCCUUUGGAAUCUCCUGGCUCAUCCAAUGGAGUAGAACUUUGGAAUAUGUUGGGGUUUGUGAUUAUUUUCACGAGGGACUAUUUUUAUCCUCGAUUAACAGCUGCGCCAACCCUAUCGUUUACUUCCUGGUUGGCUUUAUUCGUCAGCGCAAGUUCCAACAGAAGACUCUGAAGCUGCUUCUUCAGAGAGCAAUGGAAGAAGAGUGUGAAGACAGGGGUCCUUCCUGAAAUCCAGAAGAACUGGGAACAGCCUAGCAUGGCAUCUGCGAGCUGCUUUGAUCAGACAGAAACGGAGUUUUAGAGAAAAAUGUUUUUCUCUGUGAGCCAUUUUCACAAUUUUAUUCAGCUUGUUACCUGAUCUUCAGUCAGUUAAAAAAAUAAUCACUUUUUUUGUGAAAGUUGAUAGAUAUAAGACUUGUCAUACAAAUACUGACUGCAGUAUUUUUUGGAGCUGUGUUGCUCAGGCUUCAUCAACUCCUCUUGAUGGGACUCCAUGUAAGUGUUCUGGGGUUGAGGAGAUCUGUUGAUUACUAUGAACAAAUCCCACAUUCACCUAAAGGCUAAAGGUCCUGCAGAGAAGAGCUGCAUUUCUUUAGUUACUGAAAUUUAUAGUGUAAAACAAAUAAUAGAUUCUGUAAAAAUUCUCUGUCCAUUUGGAAUGACUCCAUUGUUGUAUUUUUUUUGUUUCAAGAGUUAAAUAGAUGUACUCUAUAAUCCUAAUGUUUAUUAAUUUCUCCAGAUUAUAAAGAAUAUAUAGAGUGAUGGUCUUCCUUAUAUAAAUUGCUUGGUAAACAAAUAUAUGCUCUUAAGAGAAGUCUAUUAAAUCUCUAUUACCACAGUAGUACCCUCACCUUCAAGUUCAUUGUGUCUUUCAUUUUUGGCAUUGGAAGAGUGCAGUAAGGUUUUGUAAUGAGAUCUGUCAACAUCUAUGCACAUAUGAAGAUGUUCUCUGUGGCUUGCUUUACAAUAUCCUGCUUAUUGGCCUAUGGUCCAGCCUUUUUUCUUUCUUCUUGCAUUGCCUUGAUUGCCUUUCUCUCUGUCAAUUACUCAUGAUAAAUUAUAUAUAUAUAUGUAUAUGUGUAUGUAUGUAUAUAUAUAUGAUAUUUUCUUUAUUUACAUUUCAAAUGUUAUCCCCUUUCCCAGUUUCCCCUCCAGAAAAUCGCCAUCCCAUCACUCUACCCCCUGCCUCCAUGAGGGUGUUCCUCCACUCACCCUCCUACUCACUCCCUCCCACCUACCCUCCCUGGCAUUCGCCCUACAUGGGCAUAGAGCCUUCACAGGACCAAGGGCCUCUCCUCCCAUUGAUACCCAA